CAACAGACUGACCACAGGCUGACGGGCAGCCCCAGCAGCGGCAGCUGAAGAAGGGACGGCAGCUCUUUUAUUUAUUACACUCUCUAAGCACACUUAGGAAGAAUUACCUGAGCUGACGGUGCCAUUAUUCAUUCAGGACAGGAGGCUGUGUGGCAGUGUAGGCUCACUUCACUCACAAGUAGUUUUAGAGGACGCAGCUUAACGCGUUAGUGAAGCAUGGAGAGUGAAAACAAACUGAAGUUCGACCCCAGAGAUCACCAACAUCUGCGCUACAACCCUCUGCGAGACUCCUGGGUGCUGGUCUCAGCUCAUCGAAUGAAGCGUCCUUGGAAAGGACAGGUGGAGAAGCCUCCCGAAGACAGCGUCCCCCGACACGACCCAAAUAACCCCCUCUGUCCUGGGAGCACCAGGGCUAACGGCGAGGUGAAUCCUGAGUAUGACAGCACUUUCCUCUUUGAGAACGACUUCCCUGCACUACAGCCAGAUGCUCCAGACCCAGGUUCAGAUCAUCACCCACUGUUCCAGACAAAAGCUGCAAGAGGAGUUUGUAAGGUCAUGUGCUUUCACCCUUGGUCUGAUGUCACCCUACCACUGAUGCAACCUGAAGAGAUUUGUAAGGUGAUUGACAAGUGGGCGGAGCUUAUAGAGGAGUUAGGUCCCACCUAUCCAUGGGUUCAGAUCUUUGAGAAUAAAGGAGCUAUGAUGGGCUGCUCCAACCCUCAUCCUCACUGUCAGAUUUGGGCCAGCAGCUUCCUGCCUAAUGAACCGGCCUUGGCUGAGCGCUGUCAGAGAGAGUAUUUACAGAAGCACGGAGAACCCAUGUUGCUCCAGUAUGCUCGCAUGGAGGCUCAGGCACAGGAGCGUGUAGUAGUGGAGAACGAGCAUUGGCUGGUUGUCGUGCCUUAUUGGGCCACGUGGCCUUUUCAGACCUUGCUGUUGCCACGACGACACAUUCUACGGCUUCCUGACCUUACAUCCCAGGAGAGAAACAGUCUGGCAUCCAUAAUGAAAAGGCUCCUGACAAAAUACGACAACCUUUUUGAGGUCUCCUUCCCCUAUUCAAUGGGCUGGCAUGGAGCCCCAACAGGACGUUACCUGAAGGAAGACAUGAGCCACUGGCAGCUGCAUGCACACUACUACCCUCCCCUGCUGCGCUCAGCCACUGUCCGUAAGUUCAUGGUGGGCUAUGAGAUGCUGGCACAGGAGCAGCGGGAUCUCACUCCAGAACAGGCUGCUGAGAGAUUACGGGCACUCUCUGAGGAGCACUACAAGAACGGAGUGAAGAAGGGACAGACAAGCUUGUAAAUGGAGUUAAAGUGAGUACAGACUGCCAAAAUUUGGAGGAGGCACUCAGGAAGGUCUGCUGAAACAGAAUGCUUAUAUGAAUAUGAAGUAUUCAAAUAAAAAAAACCCAGCUUGCUUGUUUCCUAAACCUUGUCUCAUGAUUUGUCAAGAUAUUUCCAGGGCCAGCUGAGGAUACCUUAGUUGGUUUCAGAGCAAGCCACGAGACCAGAUACUUGCUCAGCUUAUGGAUGCUGAUAUGAUUUGUAAAAUCAUUUGUAUGCCUGAAGUGCAGGUUCUCUAGUGCAUUUGUUGAUUUAACAUUAAAAACACGAAAUGAAUCAUCAAGCCAACAUUUCUCAGGGAAACAAAUGUAUGCAAGUCCCUCUCCACCAUAGCUCUUGAGCAAUUGGUCAGUAAUGGAACAUGCCAGCUGUUAUUUUCUGAGUAAUAUUUAUGGUGCUGAUCUGUAUUCGUAAAUAUACUGUCUUCUGUCUUUUUACCUUUUUUGCUUGUGCACUAAACAGUUCUGUAUUUGUUUCCACAGAAAUCUUGUCAUUUUACUGUAAAACCUUUAACUGAUAUUGUUCCUUCACUUUUGUUUUACAUGAUUGUAUAGUCAAGAAAUGAGUGCUCAUAAAGAAAAGCCAAAGAUUAAUUCCCUCUAUAGCGAAAACAAAGUUAAUGCUGUCUUACCUAAUAUGAUGAGUAACCCUUUCAAAUACUUAUUAAUUGCUCAUCUGUUUUAGGAAUUGCUUAUCAAUAAAUAAUUACCCACAAA
Colossoma macropomum (tambaqui) is the source of this 2062-nucleotide messenger RNA. RefSeq names its product galactose-1-phosphate uridylyltransferase (gene galt). The transcript is spliced from 10 exons. The record is from RefSeq and is a predicted model, not a curated record. Gene Ontology annotation, cellular component: cytoplasm. The coding region runs from base 217 to 1305 and encodes 362 amino acids. Gene Ontology annotation, molecular function: zinc ion binding; UDP-glucose:hexose-1-phosphate uridylyltransferase activity. Gene Ontology annotation, biological process: beta-D-galactose catabolic process via UDP-galactose, Leloir pathway. Lineage: Eukaryota; Metazoa; Chordata; Actinopteri; Characiformes; Serrasalmidae.